CAAGCAGAGGUGGAAUGUGGUGAAGAUCAAAUUGAUGUAGUUUUCUUAACCGAGAGUGUUUUCCAAGGACGGGUUUAUGUUGUAGGCCAUUCAAAUGAAGAGGAGUGUGUUUCAAGGGAUACAGGACGAAGGACCACGUCUAUUUCAAUUAAGAAAGAUCGGUGUGGGGUUGUUAUCACUAGAUCUACAAAUCCUCCCGGAUUAUUUGCGAAUGUUAAAGUAAUGAUAUCAUUUCAUGAGGAAUUCAUCACGAAAGUUGAUAGGGGUUACGAGAUAAGCUGUUUCUAUAUGGAAGCAGAUAAGACAGUAACAUAUCCAUUGACAGUAUCAAUGCACUCACUCGAACCAUUCACUGAGAUCGCUGAAAUGCCAAGAUGUCGCUAUGAGGUUGUUGAUCCAUUAACAAUGGAGCCGUUGUCAGUUGUAUCUGUUGGCAAUAAAUUAUUGCACAAAUGGACUUGUUUAUGGUGUAUGACAGUUCAUUCGUGUUUCGUUGAAGAUGGUUCUGGUACGCAGUUCGUGAUUCUUGAUGAUACCGGAUGUGCGAUCGAUCGUUAUUUGUUGGAUAAUCUCGAAUACGGACCAGGAGAGCUACAAGCUCAAAAAGAGGCGCAUGCCUUCAAAUUUGCUGAUCGUGUUGUUGUCAACUUUCAAUGCUCAAUAAGACUUGAUAUUCGCGACGGUGAAUGCCCACGACCACAAUGCAGAGAUCUUAGCUCAAAAAAACGUGCGUUAAAGAGGCGAAGAUCAAUACUGUUAUCUGAAAUUAGUGAUGAAGGCACGAGCGAAGUCGAUGUUAGGGCACAGCAACUUGAUGUUCUUGAUCCGCAGAUAGAUUUCGGCUUACCAAGCGAUGACUCUCGAUAUGAAUCUCAAUUGCGUAAAGUGAGGCAGUCAUUGAACAGUAUGGAUUGUAUAUCAACAACGUUUGUUGCCGUUGGUGCAUCAUUAUUUGCAACCAUCAUAUUAGCACUGUUGACACUGAUCAUCUACCUUAACAGACGAGUAUCACUCAAGCAUUGA
Anisakis simplex (herring worm) is the source of this 1023-nucleotide messenger RNA. The record is from the annotation of a GenBank genome assembly. NCBI's taxonomy places the organism in Eukaryota, Metazoa, Nematoda, Chromadorea, Rhabditida, Anisakidae.